AUGAAUGACACAUGGGAGUUCUUAGUUGAUUAUCACCGGUGGGUGCGGUUGAUAUGCCGCGGUGAGCCACGUAAGGAGUUAAACUCAUCGGAAUACGCGACACUUCAAAGCGAACGCAACACGACGCACUCCUCCAUAUUUAGAGAUGAUUAUUAUGAUGACAAUGACAGCGACGAUGCGGAAGCGUCAGUAGCGGGAGGAUUAAUGCCACCGAGGGCGUUCGGUCAAUGUGGCGUCCUGUAUGGUGAAGGGCGUUUUCUUUUUGUGCAUGGUGGUGUCACAACAUUAGGGCGUACAACUUCUGAUGCUUUUCGACUUGAUAUUGAGAGGAGGUCGUGGGCGCGGAUACCUCUUCUGCAGCCGAUGCCCUCCAUGUGGGGUUCUGCUGCGCAGGUUGUGCGGCUUCCAGUAAAAGCGCUCGUCGCCGCCGGACAGAUCAGCACAACCGGUAAUAGUUGUGAAGAAGAAGAACAAGAAGGCCGCGUUGUGGAGGUCGUCGUUCUCUUUGGUGGUAUGCAUCAGGCCAACGCCUUCAACGACACAUACUUUUUGUACCUCACGCAACCGCCGCCAUCAGAAGGUCGUACAUCGUAUAAGGAAGGUGAAGGACGUGUCGUGGUGAAGCUGCCACCAGUACCAAAGAAGAUCUUUCCCGGGCGGCGUCGGGCUUGCUCUGUUGUUUGUAACAACUACUUCCUUUUUAUCUUUGGUGGACGGGACGAGAAUUACUUCUAUAAUGAUAUGUGGAUCCUAAACACCUUAACGAGGCAGUGGGUGAUGGUACGGGGUGAAGUCCCGCAGCUUUACAUGCAGGAGUUUUUUCGCUUUCCCUGCAGAACCGCACCAGGGAUACGCAUUAUGGGACUUGUAGAAGAGAUACUUCGCUUCCGGCGCAAGGCGGUAGGCACAGACGGUAAAGAUAAUCCGCAUAAGUCACGUCGUUACAACAGUUCCGCGUAUUGGCGGACGGGCGCCACAAUGGUCAAUUAUGGAACUGAGGUAUUUGUGUUUGGAGGUUUCACCAUGGAUCAGUUCGGCUACAUCAUAACGCAUCGGGACGUGCACGCGUAUGAUUAUGUGCAUCACGUGUGGCGGGAAGUAGAGGUGGAGGAGGGUCGCUCGCUUCCGCCAUUUCCACCGGGUUAUUUUCGAUCUUCUUGUUUGGCUGGUGAGGAGCCACAACCCCAGUGGGAGUUGCUGCGGGGAAUUCCCUCAAUGUUUUCAGAGGGCCGCACGAUGGCGGCGAUGUGUCGUGAUCCCAUACGACCCUCCUUACGCUUCUUUAUGUUUGGUGGUCGUAUGGAAGAUGAUCCCUGUGGUGACCUUUUCGACGUACGUAUUCGUGUAGAAUUCCAAGGGCCACCACCUGCUAAGGAUCAAAUGUUGGAACGUCAACGGCAGUUGGCUCGUUUAUACUUCACCACACCGCAAGCGCGAGCGCCAUGGGAAAUGUCACCGUGGGGUAGGCGAAGCCUUUUGCUUCAAUUGCUUGAUUGGACGCGAGCAGUAGUAACGGAAGGAGAGGCGCUUAAUGCAAUUCAAAAUAUGAGGCCUCGGACAUCUCGGGAGGUGCCACCAUUACAUAAGGAAUGUGCGGCUCAUGCAACUGAAGUGGAAUCGACGUUACGCAAUAAAUUGAGUAUUUUGCCGAAAGUAGUGAAUGAACAGGUGUUGUUGCCUCAACCAUUUGUGUUGCCCGAGGAACUGAGGGGUUAA
Trypanosoma brucei brucei TREU927 is the source of this 1716-nucleotide messenger RNA. RefSeq lists its product as hypothetical. Bases 1 to 1716 code for a protein of 571 amino acids. Gene Ontology annotation, molecular function: protein binding. The record is from RefSeq and is a predicted model, not a curated record. NCBI's taxonomy places the organism in Eukaryota, Euglenozoa, Kinetoplastea, Trypanosomatida, Trypanosomatidae. The transcript has a single exon.